Syngnathus acus (greater pipefish) is the source of this 8801-nucleotide messenger RNA. RefSeq names its product collagen type VII alpha 1-like (gene col7a1l). The transcript is spliced from 103 exons. NCBI's taxonomy places the organism in Eukaryota, Metazoa, Chordata, Actinopteri, Syngnathiformes, Syngnathidae. The coding region runs from base 254 to 8416 and encodes 2720 amino acids. The record is from RefSeq and is a predicted model, not a curated record. Gene Ontology annotation, molecular function: serine-type endopeptidase inhibitor activity; protein binding.
ACACACCUACCUCCUCCAUUCAGACACACAGAUUCAACGACUGCUUCACUUGGAUUGAACCUUCUUUUUGUGUUUUAGGGGAUUUUUCCACCCUUGUCUGGAUGUCACCCAGAUAAUUCUGAUGAACUUGAGGAGAGAGAUAAGUGGGAAGAAGCGCGGGAAUUGAUGAUCCCGGAGCGCCCGUCCUGGAAGAGGAUUUGUGAGGCGAGGCAGGAGGAGGAGGAGCUCCUGAUCAGAACGGGAGGACGAGAGUAUGGGCCGCUUUUGCGUUUGCACGAUUCUCGUGUUGCUUUGCCUUUCGUGGCGGAGCGUCACGGCACAAGCCGAAGCCUGCAGGACGGUGGUGCAGGCAGACAUUGUUUUCCUGGUGGAUGAGUCGUGGACCGUUGAAGACGCUAGCUUCUCCGCGAUGAAAGACUUCAUCUCGGCAAUGCUCGCCUCCUUCAACGACAGCCACGUAGGAGCCAAAGGCAUCCGUUUUGGAGUCAUUGUCUUCGGGACCGUCCCCAGGACGCUUAUCGCCUUGACGGACUACAACUCCUUUGAAGAGGUACUCGGGGCUGUCAGAAUGCUGCCCUAUGAGGGCGGAUUCAGGAAUAUUGGCGGCGCCCUCUUGUUUCUUGUAAACCAGCUUUUCCACGCCGCCAUCCGUCGCGACCCUGCACCCAAGGUGGCCAUUAUGAUCACAAACGGACCCUCGUACGACGAUUUUUUCGAGGCGGCCAAAGCAGUGGCUGACAACGGCAUUUCGCUCUACGCUGUCGGCGUGGGAAACGCUAAGGAGGACGAGUUGAGGAGCAUGGUGUCCAAGCCGUACGAGGAACACCUGUUGAUGAGUGUUGACUUCCCCAUGCUGGAGACCGUCCUCCCCAAAUUAUCCCGCCGGGUUUGUUUCACCGCCUCUGAGCCGCAGCUACCAGUCAAAUGGCCCCAACCCGAGCUCAUUUUGGGUCCCAGAGAUCUGCGGGUUAGCCAGCUGGCUUACAGCUCCCUCAGACUGACGUGGACAGAGGCCACGGGGGACAUCACGGGCUAUCGACUGGUGGUCGUCCCUCUCAGCUCCGGAGGACAACCCGUCGACGCGCGGCAGCGACAGGAGAUUGAUCUUAAAGCAGACGUGACAACAGUUGUAGUGACAGAGCUCAACCCGAUGACAUCAUACUCUCUGACUGUGUACGCCUGGUAUACCAGUCUCGUCGGCGGGUAUGCAACCAUUAUUGCCCAGACCACACCAUUACCUCAAGUGUUAAACUUCCGAGUUAUCGAAGAGAGUCUUUUCUCGCUACGUCUGGGCUGGACGUCUCCUCUCAAGAAGCUCAACGGAUUCAGGAUUCUCAUCCCGAGAUCCGACCGACCGGGAUAUGCGUAUGAGCAGCUGCUCCCGGGAGACGCCUCCUCGCACGUGAUUGACAGCCUGGAGGAGGACAAAAAGUACACUAUCAGUAUCUUCGCGGUUUACCCGCAGGGGCUGAGUGAACCGGUUUCCAUCGUGGGAAAAACACAGAAGCUGGUAGCAAUUCAAGAACUUCUGGUCCAGAAUGCAACCACUGACACUGUCCAGACAAAGUGGACGUCAGUUAAAGGCGCUACGGGAUAUCGUCUCACAUGGGCGUCGUCUGACGGCCACAUAGAGAGCAUCAACCUGAGGAACACCUUUGACUUCUACAGGAUCCAGGGCCUCCACGCGGGCGCCGAGUACACCAUCACAAUAAACCCUAUCUUUGGAGACAUCGAAGGGCCCGUCACAUCCGCCAAAGUCAAGACAUUGGAAAACAGUGUGGUGCAGACCCUGAAGGUGUCAGCAGUGAGCACCAGCAGUGCUGUCAUCUCGUGGAACAGCGUGUUGGGAGCCACCGGGUACCGACUGGCCUGGGGACCCACGAUAGAGUUUGCGGGUCGGGACCGUCCCAGGCAGUUAGCUCUGAAUGGCAGCACCACUGAGUACCAGCUGAAGAAUGUGGCCCAUGACACCGAGUACGCCCUGACUCUCUACGUGCUCUUUGGAUCGGUGGUCGGGCCUGGUUUUACCGCCACCUUCAGAACAUCUCCUCUCGGGUACGUGUCCAGCUUUGAGGUCACCGCCUACACCAGCACCACCAUAGAAGUGCAAUGGAGCCCAAUAGUGGGCGCUACUGAGUACAAAUUCUCCUGGAACACUGAUGACGGCAGCCCCCAAUCACGCUACUUGGACCACAGCAUUCUCUUCUAUCGCAUCGUUGACCUGAGCCCACAAACCACCUACACGAUCACAGUCCGUGCAAUAUACGGCAACACGGAGGGACCAGAAAUUUCCUUAACUCAAGUCACAGCGGCUGCCUUGGACUCGGGACCGCCCCAGCUGGUGAAGGACGUCAAAGUGGUGGACACUGGUGUUAACUCUGUCACCCUUUCCUGGAAACAAUCGACCGGUGCAACAGGCUACAAAGUUUCCUGGGUCCAAUUCGUGGGGGGAGAAGAAAAGUCCCAUAUGGUACCAGCUGGUGUUACAACCUUCACUAUAAAGAGCCUACGAGAGGGCUCGGCCUACAAGAUUCAAGUGUCCUCCAUGGCGGGAAGCCAGGAGGGAAGCUCUGUGCUGGUCACAGCACGGACAUUGGACCUUCCAAAAGUGACCGGCUUCACGGCAAUGAACACCACCGACAGCAGCACUGUUCUAAGCUGGAAUCCAGUGGCGGGUGUCUCCAGGUAUCUUCUAAGCUGGAGACACAUCUCAGUGUUUGAGACUAAAAACGAGACACUGGGUUCGAGUUUCACCUCCUUCAAAGUUGGUGAUCUCCUCUAUCGCAGAACCUACAUUUUCUCCAUUCGGCCUUUAUAUGGGCAUGUGGAGGGACCAAUCAGCACCGUUUACCAGAGGAUUGUGGGACAGCGUCCUCCGACGUCCCAGCCAGCAACAGUAGCCUCUUAUGUCAAAGCGAACACCAUAACCCCUCAGACAGCCACUAGAAGCACCAAGAAUUCUUUUAGGUUGCCGAUUACUACCGAUAAAACCUCAAUUCAUCCAACAGUGACCCCUCCUCUGUUGACAACACCAAGCGCAGUGACCCCCGCGCAAUCAAAACCAGAUUGCAGCCGUAGCAAAGUGGACAUCGUGUUCCUGGUGGAUGAAUCAUCCAGUAUUGGCGCCAACAACUUUGACAAGAUGAAGGACUUCAUAUUUCGGGUGGUCACCUACUUCCCGGUCAUCGGCCCUGAAGGCGCACAAAUAGCUGUGGUUCGUUUUAGCGAUGAGCCUCGGAUUGAAUUCCGACUUAACGAUCACAAAGACCGGAACUCUGUGCGCAGGGGACUCAUGGCGUUACGCUAUGGAGGAGGCAACACCAAGACAGGAAAGGGAAUCAGCUAUGUCCUGCAAGAAAUGUUUCAAGAGUCUCUGGGCAUGAGGCAGGAUGUUGCCCAUGUUCUGGUGCUGAUAACAGACGGCAGGGCCCAUGACGACGUGGAGUCUCCCUCCAGGAUCGCUCGUGCUCUGGGCGUCAGCAUUCUGGCGGUAGGGGUCACCAAUGCCGACCUGCGGGAGUUGAGUAAAAUUGCCGCCCCCGGCCGAUACAAGAACGUCUUCUACUCGCCGACCUUCGAUGACUUUCCCUCCGUGGAGAGAGAAUUCGUUGGGAGCGUCUGCAGCGAGGAGCUCCUCUCCGAGUUCAAGCCGGAGCUGAGUCAGCUGGACACGCCCACUGAUGACCCAAAGCUGCCUCAAGCCCCCACCUGCCAAUGUGUCAAGGGCCAGAAAGGAGAAAGGGGGGAUGGUAUGGGAGGAGGUUUGCGAUUCAGGCAAACUCUAGGACAGUUUGAUCCUUUUACCUCUACCAAAGGAGAGAAGGGUGAAAAGGGACCUCCUGGAACAGAUGGCGUUCCUGGGCUGCCUGGACGCCCAGGAAGAACUGGACCCCCGGGUUCCGCCGGCCAACGGGGCACACCAGGUGUACCAGGCGAUAUGGGUCCUCAUGGUCUCCCUGGUCCCAAAGGCCAGAGAGGAGAGAGAGGAGAGCCGGGUUAUGUGAUAGCAGCCCCAGAUGCAAACUUCAUCCCUGGCCAAAAAGGAGAACCAGGAUCCUCAGGUGCCCAGGGACCUCCUGGUAUUCCCGGAGUCAUCGGAGUCCCGGGUAUGCCUGGUCCAGCAGGACCGCCAGGAAUAUCUAUCAAGGGGGACCCUGGAGAGCCAGGAGAAAAGGGUUUACGUGGGAAGCCGGGCACAAAGGGCGACACGGGAGAAGCUGGAAGCAAUGGUGUCGCAGGGUUGCCCGGUCCAAUCGGCAUCAACGGGACACCGGGCUCACCGGGUCCGAAAGGAGACAAGGGUGAAUGCGAAUAUAGCCUGCAAGGUUCUCAGGGGUCCCGUGGAGAGCCGGGAGAGAAGGGAAAUGCGGGCGUAGCGGGACCAGUCGGCCCCAAGGGUGAACUUGGAGAACAAGGCAUCCAAGGAGCCAUUGGACCUCGGGGGAAAAAGGGAUUCAAAGGGGAGCAAGGGGACAAAGGUGAACGAGGCGAGAGGGGACCGAGUGGACCAGAAGGACCAACAGGACCGACAGGACCGAUCGGUCUUAAGGGGGACGAAGGCCCAAGAGGAGCCCCUGGAGACACUGCCAACGGUAAUAUUGGUCCAACUGGCAAAAAAGGCGUCCGGGGAGACAUCGGUCCAAUCGGUCCCGCGGGCCCUCUGGGACCAAAAGGGGAACCCGGAGACAAAGGAGAAAAGGGUAGUCCAGGUUUUGGGAUUCCAGGACAAGGGGGACCAAAGGGAGAAAACGGGGAACGGGGAAAUGUUGGUUUAUCUGGAAAACCAGGAGCAAAGGGACAGGAUGGCUCCAAAGGUGACAAAGGGGAUUUGGGCCCACCUGGAAAUCCUGGAGAAACAGGAUUAAGAGGUAAAGAUGGGGAAGCUGGAAUUAAAGGAGAACAAGGGAUGAAGGGCGAGCAAGGACCACAAGGAGCAUCCGGCGACCCAGGAAUAAGGGGCUCUCAAGGGCUAGCAGGGCAACCGGGAACGCGAGGAGAGAAAGGAGAUAUUGGAAACGCUGGCCAGCCGGGGCUUGACGCCGAAAAAGGCGACAAAGGCGAACCGGGAAAACCUGGACCUCCCGGAACGCAAACGCUACGAGACAAUAUCUUCGCCCGGGUGAUCAAGGGUGAGCCCGGCGAGCCGGGUUCAAGAGGAGAAGUCGGCCUACCUGGACCAAGAGGUCCUGAGGGUAAACCUGGACUUCCAGGAUCCUCUUUGGGUGGUUCCGGAAAGGACGGGCUUAAUGGUACACCCGGAAAACCAGGCGAAAAGGGGGAGCAGGGACUAAAAGGAGAGCCUGGCUCAAAAGGCGAGCAAGGCGAACAGGGUCGGAUUGGGAUUGCCGGAAUGCCAGGAUUACCAGGAACUCCGGGACGAGCCGGCAUUGACGGCAAGCGAGGACUCCCGGGGAACGAUGGAGAGGGAGGACAAAAAGGGGAAGAAGGCAAAAAGGGGGAGAAAGGAUACACGGGAGCAAACGGCAAAGAUGGGGGUAAAGGAGAACCGGGAUCUCCAGGUUUGCCCGGUAAACAGGUCCUCGUGACUGCAGAGGGCGCCACCAUUGACGAAAUCCGCCAAGCCUUUCCCGUCCCCAUGGGUCCUCCGGGAGCUACUGGCUCGCCAGGAAUAAAGGGAGAUAAAGGAGACGCAGGCAUGAGAGGAGAAAAGGGUGAUGCCGGCGCCUCUGGGAAAUCACUGGAAAUGAAGGACGUUGAAGCCAUGUUUGAAACAUACGGCAUCAAGCUUCCUUUGCUGAAGGUUUUGAUCGACAGGCUGCUGCAGGACGGCAUAGAGGAGCUGCUUCACAAGAUAACCGAGCGGAAGGAAGAUACGCAAACUUCCAACGUCAUAACGGAAUACACCAGCUCUCUAAAGAUUGACUUAUUGGCGCAAGUGGACAGCGUUGAGGAAUUUGAGUUGGACCAACCUACGCAGCCUGACUCAUGGAACGAAACUACGGAGGGUCCAAUGUUAUGGACGCCGCACAUGAAUGGAACAUCUUCAACCGAAACAAAUCGGAUUCAAGUCGAUUCUACUUUAAAUGAAACUUCAAAUCAGACGCUUUCCGCCCAAGCCGGAAGUGUCGUCCAGGCGGCCCCGCUCGCCCGAGCGCACACGGGAAAGAAAAGCGCAGGACACAAGAGACAGAACAGAGAACGAGGGAAGGGCAAAGGAAAUAAAGGACGACGUUCCAGGCCGACGCGGCCCCCGACGAGCGAGCAGUCGGAGGAGGACCUUCACGUCGCCCGCCGUGAGCUCGAGCAGGACGAGGAUGAGCCGUCGCUGCCAUCUCCUCCCAUCACCACGCAGGAGUCAGACAAGGUGCUGUCAAUCAGGGUCAAGAGAAACUGGUCUGACUCAAAGAGAAGGAACUCGGACAGCGGACAACGAAGCCAGCGACAAGUUGAGACCGAUCCAUUCGCACAAAGUGCAGGGGAAGGGCCCGGCCCGGAUGAUGAGGAUUGGAGUGGCGACUGGGCGACGCAGGAGGAAGAUGUGGACCGGGAGGAAGAAGAGGAGGGCGAGCUGGAGAGGCAACGGGGGAGGGAGGAGUGGGAGAGGAGGAGGGCUGAGAUGGAGAGGACGGGCGGGGAAGAAGGUGGGCAGCCUUACCCGUACCAUCCUGACUAUUUUUACCUCAAGGGACAACCGGGUGAGGAUGGAAUCCAAGGUCCCAAGGGGGGCGUUGGCGAGAAAGGACAAAAGGGAGAGCCGGGGAGCGGCCACCGAGGGCCCGAAGGGCAAGCCGGUCGGCCUGGCAACAAGGGUGAACCAGGAGAGCCGGGGCCACCGGGGGCUCAGGGAAUCCAAGGCAUCCGCGGAAGCGCAGGCAUCCAGGGGUUUCCGGGCAUCAAAGGACCCCCGGGGGCCCCCGGAGAGCCCGGUCGAGAGGGUGAGCGAGGGAAACGGGGGAAAAAUGGAGCGCUGGGAGGCACGGGACCUCCUGGAGCACCAGGACCUGAUGGAUCUCCCGGUGUACCAGGAGUAAAAGGAGAAAAGGGGGAAAGAAUUCCAGGAGAGCCGGGGCCUCGGGGUUUCACUGGCUUCCCUGGAAAAAGGGGCAACCAAGGAGCCCCGGGCGUGAAAGGAGGGCCAGGACUUAUCGGCUCCAAAGGUUUACGUGGUUUCAAAGGUGUCAAGGGUGAACGUGGGUUGCAAGGCAUCAGAGGAGAACGGGGGAGUACGCUUCAAAUGCAUGGACCUCGUGGCUUGAAAGGCAACAAAGGCGACCCGGGUGAGCGAGGCUACCCGGGAUUUGACGGUGAUAAAGGCGAGAAGGGCGAGGACGGUCCACCUGGAGUUAAGGGCCUGAAGGGUGAUGUGGGCACUAAAGGUGCUUUGGGACGCUUUGGCACUCGAGGACCGGGCGGUCAGAAGGGAGAUCUUGGAGACCCAGGGGACCUCGGAGUCAUGGGUCCCCCCGGAAGUGACGGCGUGAAUGGCACCAAAGGAGAAAAGGGAGACCCGGGACUGCAAGGCCAGAAGGGUAAUCAGGGGGAUGCAGGCGAAACGGGCUCAGCGGGAGAUAACGGAGCCAAGGGAGAGAAGGGCUUCCGAGGCAUCCCAGGACGUUUCGGGAGUCCCGGUCUCAACGGUGAAAAGGGGGACGCAGGCUCACCCGGCACCUCCGGCAUUCCUGGCCUGAAUGGACUCACUGGACGAAAGGGCGACAAAGGCAACGCCGGAAUCAAUGGCAUCAACGGUGACUCGGGAGAAAAAGGGGAGAAGGGCGCGGCCGGUUUCUCAGGCUUCCCGGGAUUUAAGGGCUCGGUGGGAAGACCGGGAAAGAAUGGAAACCCAGGACCACCAGGGGGCCCGGGACCCCGUGGGGACCCUGGAGCCAAGGGCGUGAGGGGCCGCAGAGGAAAAGCACAGCCGUGUCAACGAGGGGUGCCAGGCGGUCCCGGACUGAGAGGCCAGAGUGGUGUGCUUGGAAUCGAAGGGGUGAAAGGCGAAAAGGGGGAGCCCGGCCUCUCGGAUCUUGAAGUGAAGAAGCUCGUCACCCAGGAGGUGAUGGACAAGUGUGGCUUAGAGUACAAGUUGAUGGUGAAGUCAGUAGACCCCGACGGGAGUUCCGCGCCCUCCGUCGCCGACGAAGACGACGGCGACGACAUGCAAGAACAAAUGAAGAUGAAGGAAGGAUUUCUGCUGAACGGCACCGAUGCCUCAGAGACACUCCAGAGGGAAAAACGACGACUUUUUGGAGCAAGAUCCUCUGGGUUCGAGGAGCGCUGCCUAGAGCCCAUGUUGGAGGGCUCGUGCUCCGACUACUCCCUCUUGUGGUACUUCCACGCCGGGGCGGGCGAGUGCCGGCCCUUCGUGUACGGCGGCUGCGGCGGCAACCGCAACCGUUUCCCCUCGUUACACGAGUGCCGCAGUCGCUGCGCAGUGGCAGCGAAACGCGGCCAAUGAGACGCCGGCGGGGCCUGAACAUGAGCAGAAAGCACCUGUUUGCACUGUAGAGGAUUUUUAUUUAUAUCGUGCUUAAAAAAGUUUUAGAAUUUGUAUUAUUAUAGUAUGAUUUGAUUUCAUUUUGACUUGUUCAAACACUUUGAAUAUUUGUUAUGUUAUCAAUUUUUAUUUUUUAAAACAUGCUUUGUUCUGUUUUGUUUUUAUUGGUUUUAGGAUUAGUUUUUUUAGUACAUAUUUCUUGGAGUUUUUAUUGUAGUUUAUUUUUAUCGUGCUCUGACCAUGUUUUAAUUUCACUUGGAUUUCAUUAAUUUUUGAAAUUCUAUCAAUUUUUGUUUUUUGAACAUGUUUUGUUCUAGUUUUGUUUUUGUUUGUUUUAGAAUUAGAU